Herpailurus yagouaroundi (jaguarundi) is the source of this 2509-nucleotide messenger RNA. RefSeq names its product protein arginine methyltransferase 7 (gene PRMT7). The transcript is spliced from 19 exons. The record is from RefSeq and is a predicted model, not a curated record. Gene Ontology annotation, biological process: peptidyl-arginine methylation, to asymmetrical-dimethyl arginine; chromatin remodeling. NCBI's taxonomy places the organism in Eukaryota, Metazoa, Chordata, Mammalia, Carnivora, Felidae. Bases 364 to 2493 code for a protein of 709 amino acids. Gene Ontology annotation, molecular function: histone methyltransferase activity; protein-arginine N-methyltransferase activity.
CUUCCGGGCCUCGCUCCCAGCAUUCUCAGCGGGCCCUGAGAGAUCCCGCCCCCGUACGCCGGCUUCGGCGUGGUGGAGGUAGCGGCGGAAGUGAACGGAGCGGUUCCCGCUGCGGGUGAGGCGCAAGGUUUAUUUAUUUCGAGAGAGAAGGAGAGAGAGAGAAUUCCAAGCAGGCUCCAUGCUGUCAGUGCAGAACCCAGCUUAGGCCUUGGACCCAUCCACAAACCGGGAGAACGUGACCUGUGCUGAAGUCGAACACUUAACCAACCGAGCCACCCAGAUUUCUGAUGAUUAGACCUGUCCACAAGAAGUGAGCUGGCAAGGCUGCUUUUCUGUGGUGAAACUGAGAAGCUGAUUGGCGCCAUGAAGGUCUUCUGCGGGCGGGCCAAUCCAACCACUGGCUCUGUGGAGUGGCUGGAAGAGGAUGAGCACUAUGAUUACCACCAGGAGAUUGCAAGAUCCUCCUAUGCUGAUAUGUUACAUGACAAAGACAGAAAUAUAAAAUAUUAUCAGGGUAUCCGGGCUGCUGUGAGCAGGGUGAAGGACAGAGGACAGAAGGCUUUGGUUCUUGACAUUGGCACUGGCACGGGACUCUUGUCAAUGAUGGCGGUCACAGCAGGGGCUGACUUCUGCUAUGCCAUUGAGGUUUUCAAGCCUAUGGCUGAUGCUGCUGUAAAGAUUGUGGAGAAAAAUGGCUUCAGUGAUAAGAUUAAGAUUAUUAACAAGCAUUCCACUGAGGUGACGAUGGGACCAGAUGGUGACAUGCCAUGCCGUGCCAAUAUCCUGAUAACGGAAUUGUUUGAUACGGAACUGAUUGGAGAGGGAGCGCUGCCUUCCUAUGAACAUGCACACAGGCAUCUCGUGCAGGAAAACUGUGAGGCAGUGCCUCACAGAGCAACUGUCUAUGCUCAGCUGGUGGAGUCCAGGAGGAUGUGGUCGUGGAAUAAGCUCUUUCCUAUCCCCGUGCAUACCAGCUGUGGAGAGCAGGUCAUCGUCCCCCCCUUGGAACUGGAGAGAUGCCCUGGUGCACCCUCUGUCUAUGACAUUCAGCUGAACCAGGUGUCAUCCGCUGACUUCACUGUCCUCAGUGAUGUGCUGCCUAUGUUCAGUGUGGACUUCAGCAAGCAAGUCAGUAGCUCAGCAGCUUGCCACAGCCGGCAGUUUGAACCUCUGGCAUCUGGUCGAGCUCAGGUGGUUCUCUCUUGGUGGGACAUUGAAAUGGACCCUGAGGGGAAGAUUAAGUGCAGCAUGGCCCCCUUCUGGGCACACUCAGACCCAGAGGAGCUACAGUGGCGGGACCACUGGAUGCAGUGUGUGUACUUCCUGCCACAAGAAGAGCCUGUUGUCCAAGGCUCAAGCAUCUACCUGGUAGUGCACCAUGAUGACUAUUGUGUAUGGUACAGCCUCCAGAGGACCAGCCCUGAAAAGGACAGGAGAGUCUAUCCAGCACGCCCCGUGUGUGACUGCCAAGCUCACCUGCUCUGGAACCGGCCUCGGUUUGGAGAGAUCAACGAUCAGGACAGAACUGAUCAAUACAUCCAGGCUCUGCGGACAGUGCUGAAGCCAGACAGUGUCUGCCUGUGUGUCAGUGACGGCAGUCUGCUCUCCUUGUUGGCCCAUCACCUUGGGGCAGAGCAGGUAUUUACAGUAGAGAGCUCAGCAGCUUCUCAUAGACUGAUGAAAAAAAUUUUCAAGGCUAAUCACUUGGAAGAUAAAAUUAAUAUAAUAGAGAAACGGCCUGAAUUGUUAACAUCUGCAGACUUGGAGGGUAAAAAGAUCUCUCUCCUCCUGGGUGAACCAUUCUUCACUACCAGCCUGCUGCCCUGGCACAACCUGUACUUCUGGUAUGUGCGGACUGCCGUGGACCAGCAUCUGGGGCCUGGUGCUGUGGUGAUGCCCCAGACUGCCUCGCUGCACACUGUGGUCGUGGAGUUCAGGGACCUAUGGCGGAUCCGGAGUCCCUGUGGUGACUGCGAAGGCUUUGACGUACACAUCAUGGAUGACAUGAUUCAGCGUGCCCUGGACUUCAGGGAGAGCAAGGAGGCCGAACCCCACCCUCUGUGGGAGUACCCAUGCCGCUGUCUGUCUGAGCCCCAGCAGAUCCUGACCUUUGAUUUUCGGCAGCCAGUACCCCCACACCUGAUCCAUGCUGAGGGCUCCAUUGAGCUGAGGAGGCCUGGGAGGAGCCAUGGGGCCGUCCUGUGGAUGGAAUACCACCUCACGCCGGACAGCACUGUCAGCACUGGCCUCCUGAAGUCUGCAGAGGACAAGGUAGUGCUGUGCACGGGGACUGUUGCUGGAACCCCCACUGCAAGCAGGCAGUGUACUUCUUCACCACGGCGGACCCCAGAGCGCCGCUGGGCGGCCCUCAGACUGUCAGUUACACCGUGGAUUUCCACCCCCACACUGGAGACAUCACCAUGGAUUUCUCACUCUCAGACACCCUGGACGAUGGGCAGUGACCCUCACCUGUUUAGAAAUAAAGUGGCCUGAGGGCUCUGGGCUCUGA